Alternaria postmessia is the source of this 1662-nucleotide messenger RNA. RefSeq lists its product as uncharacterized. The transcript has a single exon. The record is from RefSeq and is a predicted model, not a curated record. Lineage: Eukaryota; Fungi; Ascomycota; Dothideomycetes; Pleosporales; Pleosporaceae. The coding region runs from base 1 to 1662 and encodes 553 amino acids.
AUGGCAAUUCGACUGAUUGACACCGACACUUUGGAGCUGAAAUCGUUUGUGGAGUCUGACGUUCCCAAGUAUGCGAUUCUAUCACACACCUGGGGCCCCGAAGCAGAUGAAGUCACAUUCCAGGACAUGUUGGCUAUGAAUAGAGGGUCUGAGAAUCCAAAAAGGGAGCGACCAGGAUAUCUCAAGAUCAUCGAAACUUGCCGAAAAGCCAGGUUAACCGGCAUUGGCUACUGUUGGGUGGACACAUGUUGCAUCGACAAGACCAGCAGUGCUGAGCUGAGCGAAGCGAUCAACUCCAUGUUCAAAUGGUAUCGCGAUGCAGCUGUUUGCUAUGUCCUCUUGUCUGACUUCGAGAUUGGAGAUACCCGAGACAUGACGUCGAUCAGCGGAUCCAGAUGGUUUAAGAGAGGCUGGUGUUUACAGGAGCUUGUCGCUCCGCGACACGUUGAGUUCUUUGACCGAUUAUGGAGCUUCCUUGGAACAAGAGAAGAACUGUCGUCCCGUAUCUCGAAAAUCACAGCUAUUGCAACGAAUGUUCUGACCGGACAGGUAUCCAUGGAUACACUUCCGAUAGCUCAAAGGCUGGCGUGGGCAGCGAAGAGAGAGACAACGAGAACAGAAGACAUUGCUUAUUGUCUUUUGGGGAUUUUCGACAUACAGAUGCCUAUUCUUUAUGGGGAGGGCACAAAAGCGUUCAUACGUCUGCAAGAAGAGAUCAUGAAACAGUCGAACGAUCGUUCGCUCUUCGCGUCACGGCAACCUGGCGUGCGGGAGCGGUACUGCAGUUUGCUAGCGCCUUCCCCAAGGUACUUCGCUCAUUGUGCGAACCUCGUCCAUACAGAGAGUCACGUGUAUCAGGGUAGUGCAUAUGCUUUGACCAACAGAGGAUUGCAAUUUUCUGAGACUGAACUCUAUAUCGACUAUCUUUCCGGCUUAUAUGUCUUACCUCUAUCCUGUAUCUCGUCACCAGAUGCAGAGGUUAUCGAGGGUUUACUUCUAGAGCAAGUCGGACCGAAUCUUUUCGCAAGAUUGAGUCAGCGGCCUCGUGUGGAUAUUGUACAUCAAAUCCGCUUUAAGCGGAAAGUGCCUUCAUUUGUCAAGAAAGGGAUACAUAUCGCCUCGCAUGUCACACCUUCGAUUCAUGCAGACAUGCUCUUGGCAGAUGAGUAUUCGAUACAAGUAUCGUCAGAUACACUCAGGCUUGAUCAUCCCUACGCACUACAGAUUGAAGACGAGAUAGCCGGUAGCCACCGAUGGGACAUUGCUGGACUGCGGUUCCUUACGAGGGGUCAUCCAAACUUCCGAGGCUACUGGAAAGUCAACGUAGAGCAGGCGUUGAGCUUGAGCGAUAGGUACCUGGUACGUGACAUGGAAAAACAAUAUUGUUAUCUAUCCUGUGGGUUUGAGUGGCGGGAUAGAACCAAAGGAAGAACGUCAGAACCGUGGGUCUUUCUAUACACAGAAUCGUUCCAAAAACAGUAUAAUGGUACCGGUAUUGUUCCAAGUCCUUUCCUUCAGCUCUCAGGCCAGAAAAGUCUUGCAACGAGUCGACUGUAUCUCGGUCGUCAUCGAUAUACUCGUGUGUACCUUGACGCGUCGAUUAAGGUAGACGAGCAGCCACGGAAAUACAGGCUCAAAUUCAACUUGACCAAAGCGGGAUAA